Molecule: messenger RNA, 1715 nt
Organism: Cercospora beticola
Lineage: Eukaryota; Fungi; Ascomycota; Dothideomycetes; Mycosphaerellales; Mycosphaerellaceae
Product: flavin-containing monooxygenase
Molecular function (GO): flavin adenine dinucleotide binding; N,N-dimethylaniline monooxygenase activity; NADP binding
Source: RefSeq, a predicted model, not a curated record
GUGAUUUGUACGCAAGUUGAGACAAUUAGCAUCAGGACCACACGAUGCAACGCACCUUCCAGACUAAUACCAAUGGCACUAAUGGGGUCGAUCAAGAUGUUCUCGAGCUUGAUGCUGUGAUCAUCGGUGCCGGCUUUGCUGGCGUUUAUCUGCUUCAUCGUCUACGUCAAAACGGCUUCAAGGUGAAGAUCAUCGAAGCAGGCUCCGCCGCUGGAGGCAUUUGGCACUGGAACAAUUAUCCUGGCGCUCGUGUCGACUCUCCAUGGCCAGUAUAUCAGUUGAACAUUCCAGAAGUCUUCGAGAGCUUCGCAUUCAAAGAGAUCUAUCCAUCGUCUUCGGAGCUGCAGCGAUACUUCGAACACGCAGACAAAGUGCUUGAUAUCAGCAAGGACACGAUAUACAACACGCGUGUUCAAAGUGCAACCUGGGACGAGAGCCAGAGACAAUGGAGCCUAACAUGCCACACUGGGCUGAAAGUCAAGGCUCGCUACUUGAACUGUUGCCUAGGCUUCGCAGCAAAGCGCCAUUUCCCCGACUGGCCUGGUAUCGAUGAUUUCAAAGGCUACAUCUGUCACUCUUCCUUUUGGCCUAAGGAAGGUGUCGAUAUGCGUGGCAAGAGAGUGGCAUGCAUCGGUUCGGGAGCUACAGGAAUUCAGAUCGCUCAGGAGUCUGCAAAGACUGCUGAACAUCUGACAGUUUUCAUCCGCACACCCAACACGUGUAUCCCCAUGAAUCAAAAGUUGGUCGAUCCCGAGGAAUCCAAAAACUACCUCGCCGAAAACAGCACUUUACUCCGUAAGGAGAUGACCCGUCGCUAUGGCACCUCGGGCGGAUUUCUCUUUGCAGACCCAGUCAAAAGUCUAUCGGAGACACCCAAGGAAGAACGCGACGCCAUUUUAGAAGAAGCGUGGAGACUAGGCGGCUUUCGCAUCCUCUUCACAUUCACUGAUCUGGCAACGGAUGAAGUUUCGAAUCGAUAUGUUUACGACUUCUGGGCCUCCAAAGUCCGCGCUCGAAUUUCCGAUCCCGUCAAACGAGACCUGCUCGCCCCGCUUGAACCACCACAUGUGUGGGGCGGCAAGAGACCGAGCUUGGAAGUGGACUACUACGAACAACUGGACAAGCCGCAUGUGAACGUUGUGAAUGUGAAGAAGACGCCGAUUGAGAAAUUUGUUCCCGAGGGUAUUGUGACGAAGGAUGGCAAGUUGCAUGAGUUGGAUAUUGUGGCUAUGGCGACUGGAUUUGAUAGUUUGACUGGGAGUUUCAUGCAGAUUGACAUUCGAGGUGAAGAAGGGCGAGAAUUGAAGAAAUACUGGAGCGGAGAUCAGGGUGCGCUAAGUUAUUUGGGGCUGACAGUGAAUGGAUUUCCGAAUAUGUUCUACACUUACGGACCUCAUUCCCCGACAGCUUACGGAAAUGGUCCGAGCAUCGUCGAGCCACAAUGCGAAUGGAUCUUGGAGACCAUGAAGCGGAUGAACAAGAAUGGACAAACGAAGAUUGUUGCUGAUGCUCAAGCCGAACAAGACUGGAAGAAUACAGUCAACACCCUCCAUGCUAUGACGCUUCGUGACAAGGUCGAUUCGUGGUAUAUGGGCGCGAACAUUCCUGGGAAACCGCGACAAGCACUCAAUUAUGCUGGCGGUUUGAAGCUCUAUAAUGACACUAUUGCCGAGAAAUUGGAGAAGAAUUGGGAAGGCUUCCAUGUCUCUUGAGGG